This is a messenger RNA of Paramacrobiotus metropolitanus, 2536 nucleotides long. Its product is annotated as protein GPR107-like. Gene Ontology annotation, cellular component: Golgi apparatus; membrane. Lineage: Eukaryota; Metazoa; Tardigrada; Eutardigrada; Parachela; Macrobiotidae. Gene Ontology annotation, biological process: transport. The record is from RefSeq and is a predicted model, not a curated record.
UUUACCACAGACUUACCACUUUACUUGUAUAUCUGGGAGUUUUCGAGUGCUGUACUGUAUAUAUUCACAGUUUCACACGUAUUUUUGUUGACUUCCAUUAUGGUAUAAAUGAGCCAGUAGUCAAAACAGUACGAUCUGAUGUUUCCAAGUUUUGUAUGAUGUUCCUUUAAACUGGUUUUUCAGUUUUUGCUUGACGGCCUGAGAGCUAUACUAUUUGUCAUAAGUGAAACAUUCUCGAUCAUUUUAGUGGUCUGCCAGCAGUAAUCUGUAAUCAUCACAGCGUAAAGUUUCGCGCAUACUCUGCAAAGCCAGGUAAAUCGUUUGCUUCUUCCUUCUGCUUCGGGGCGCUGAAAGUGUUAAGAAUAUAACGAAUUGAUUCCACCGAAAGAAAGAAGGAACAACCAGUCUCCUGGUUUUUGAAUUGACGGUGUCAUGGGACUGAUAGGAAACCACUGAUCGUAGCAUUCUUCCUUUGGAAUACUGCUGUUUUAUUCGUGUCUGUGAAUUUACGAUCAUCCAACGGAGAGAACGAUGAAGUUUUGUGUCGUGCCUAUAAACACACGGCUUGUUUAUGUGAUUAUACAUUGUUUCCUCUGCUUGUUAACCGAUGGCAGGAAGCAUCGUUUGAUUCUCGAGAAUGAUGAUCGACACUACAUUCUGGCAAGUUCUUUUGGAUUCCAACGUGGCGGACUGCUGACAUUGACGGUUUCUGGAUUUCAUGCAUUUAGCGCGAAUUCACCUGAACAGUUCAAUGGCACUACAAAGGGCAGACAUGGAUUCACAAUCGACAAAAGCCGUAACUUUGAAGUUGCGAAUUAUUUUGAGAAAAAUCAGGAAGCAUGUAUAUUUGGGGAGAACGAUAAACCGCGCUUGGACAAUUCCACAGCGAUGAUUUUGGUGGAAAUUAUACCUGAUGGGCCCAAUGAAAUAGCUCGUGUUAUUGUGAAUAAACAACCCAGUGGAGGAAGUAUCGAUGGAGUAGACAUAUUCAGCUGCUCGCAAACUUUGGUAGAACUAAAACUCGUUGACCACUUGGUGGACGAUGAAAAGGGCCAAAGCCUGUCCGUAUCACAACAGGCUCGAGAUGCCAGUUAUCCUGAACUGCAUAGCUGCUCUGCUCUGGAGAAUGGCAACAAGGCUAAACUGAUCAAACGCGAUUUUAAGUAUUACUUUAGCAUUGCCAUUUGGCUGGGCAACGUGGAGAACGAAGGAGCUUACAGUGUAUUCUACCACAAUUGUCCAAAUUAUGAGAACCGUAAAGCUACCCGGUCGUCAUUGACGAUUGAUAUAGUCGAAAGAAAUGGGAACGAUUAUCUUGCUGUUGGAGAACGUUUUUCUCCAACUGUGUAUUUUAUUAUGGCGUUCCUGUUUUUGGCGACGGCUUUUGUAUGGGGCUGGAUCUUGCACACGGCGAAACGAGAUGUUUAUAAAUUGCAUUAUGUGAUGCUGAUUCUCGUGUUUCUGAAAGCGGCUUCGCUGCUCUGCCACGGAGUAAAUUAUCACUUCAUUAGCGCUUUAGGAGCACCCCUUGAAGGAUGGGCGAUUUUAUUCUACAUAACACACUUAUUAAAGGGUGCGUUGCUGUUCAUCACACUUGUUCUUAUUGGGACCGGAUGGGCUUUCAUAAAAAAUUUCCUAACCAGCAAGGAGAAGAAGAUUUUUAUCAUCGUUAUACCUUUUCAGGUUCUGGCAAAUAUUGCUUACAUUAUUUUGGAAGAGUCUGAGACGGGGGAUUACCGGUAUACCAUGUGGGGAUAUAUUUUUAUGCUGGUGGAUUUCUUUUGCUGCGGAUGCAUCCUGAUUCCCAUAGUAUGGUCAAUUCGGCAUCUCAGCGAAGCGGCCAGCACGGAUGGAAAAGCUGCAUCGAAUUUGCAAAGAAUGCGACUUUUUCGAAGAUUUUAUAUGCUGGUUGUCUGCUACAUUUACUUCACAAGGAUAGUGGUUAUGAUUUUCGACAUGACCGUGCCCUUCCGUUAUACAUACCUGAACACAGUCUUUCGUGAAGGAGGAACAUUUAUUUUCUUCCUUCUCACUGGAUACACUUUCCGCCCUACGUUGGAAAAUCCGUACUUGCUACUUUCGCAAGAAGAUGCUGACAAUGAUAAUGAUGACGUGGAAAUGGAUGAUGUUGUGGUGUAUGACCGCAAACACAAUUCUGAUCAGAUCACACUCCGCAGCUCAGCAAAAGGUGACGAUGCCGAAUCCCGAGCGAAUUUGAUAGUAUGAAAUCAAGCAUGUGGAUUGUUUUAAUUUUGUAGCACACUUUCUCAUCGCCGUGAACGUUCUGUUAAAAAUGACUUGUCUGAAUGUCUUAAAGCAUAUAAACUCUUGAAUAGUUUACGAUAAAAAUAUCGUAAUAUGAACAGUUACAGUAUAUUACAGUUUUACACGUGCACCAGUGCCUAGUUUGAAUGCGGUUCGUUCGUCGUUUUAUCUGUGCGCUAGUUUUGUUUCAGCAUCCGUGAUGAUAAACGGAAACGUACAGUAGCUUUCAGUCGUCAGGAAUGUAUUUUGGAGUAAAUGUAACCAUAUCGUG